UUCCAGACAUCUAAGGAAACUCAACGAGAUUGGAGGUGUGGCCUCGCGGGACUAAGGAGUGUCAUGCUGUCAGGUUUUAUGACUUGCCUCAUUGGCUUUUAGAGCUACUUGAACAACCUGUGAAUUCGCUGGGUUUCAUUUGUUUUUUAACCGCAAAAUGAUUAAGAAAGGACUCACUGAAGAGGCAGUAUCUGCAGCAUGCAAAGAAGGGGACCCGAUCACUCAGGACUUCAUGAUGCAGCAAACCAUGCUGAGGGUGAAAAACCCACUCAAGUCUUUAGACUUCUACACACGCAUUCUGGGAAUGACGUUGCUGCAGAAAAUAGACUUCCCAUCCAUGCACUUCACAAACUACUUCCUGGGUUUUGAGGAUAAGAAGGACAUCCCUGCAGACAUAAAGGAGAAGACUGCAUGGACUUUCUCUCGACGCGCCACCAUUGAACUCACACACAACUGGGGCUCUGAGGCAGAUGAAUAUCUAUCUCAUCACAAUGGAAAUGUUGAACCAAAGGGUUUUGGGCACAUUGGUAUUGCUGUACCUGAUGUUUGUGCAGCCUGCAAAGUAUUCGAAGAACAAGGAGUUACAUUUAAAAUGAAGCCAGGCAAAAUUAAGGGACAGGAACUGGCAGUAAUACAGGAUCCUGAUGGAUACUUCAUUCAGAUUUUGAGCCCGAACAACAUGUUCUCUAUGACACCCCCCAACUGGUAGGAAGAGUGAAACUGGGACGAUAUAAACUGACUGGGUCAGGAUAGGACUGCAAUAGAAACAAUUUAAGAAUGAAGUUAAGGGGUUAUAAAAUUAAAUUAAGAUGCAGUGUUUGUUUACAAGUGGGAUCACAAGAGAACUGCAGAGCUACUAUGGACACCCAAGCCAAAGGAUGGGAUAGCCUUGACACAAUUGUUGGAGUUGUUUGGAUGGAAAAACCGACUCUGAAGAUUACCGGAAUCAUUCUAUUUAAUUUCAAUAACUCAAACGUACACCAUUAGUUAAUUUUUUUGGGGGGGGGAAUGGGGGGUUAAAAAUUGUAUAUGUUGUUCUUUAGAUGGUAUUUUACAAAGUUGUGUUUGUCUCUUUUCUCAUUUUACGCACAUUGCUAAAUCUCUAACAGAUAUGAGAUUAUCUUAUGGUUCCAAACAGCACCUCUUUUUCUCAAUAUACGUUGGCUAUGUACAGUAUUUCAUGCUGCCCGGCAACAAAAAAAACAAACACCAUACCUGUUGAUUGAUCGAAGCCACUUUGGGUCUGGUAUCUCUUUAUAGAAUAAUAAUAGUUAGCCAGUUGUGGGUAGGCCUUGCAAGACACCCCCUCCCAAGGGAAGCCAGUUUGGAUAUGGCUAGCCAGCUAAAGUUAGCCUAGUUCAUAUAAAGUUAAUACUUGUACAUUUAUUAAACACAUUUAUUUUCUCUUAUAUUGUCACUGCUGUAGGUUAUAAGAAUAGGUGGUUUAUGUUUUAAUGGUGACAGAAUAGUGAAGUCUUGCUCCAACAUGUAGUUUUGAGAUGACUGAAACGUGAAUUUUCUCAACCAGUAUGUGUGUAAUUGUUGUCUUUUACUCUUGGGCAAAGUAUUGUGCAUGUUUAGCCAACGAAUGACGGUUAGAUGUUGUAUUAAGGAUAUUUUCUUUAACAAUUUGACUUUCCCAAUGAUUUUACCUCUGCUUCGCCACUGUUGCCCAGAUCUGGAAAAUACAUAUACUCUUGAAGAGCAGUCAAAUGUUGACAUCUGAUGGAAUGAUCCUAAAGCCACUGGGAAUGACCUGGCCUAAUGCCACUGUUGUCUAACUCUGAUUGAAAUGAUUUCAGCUUGUCAACAUAUGAGAUGUAAGAGUAAGACUUGAUAUAAGAGUAAGAUGUGUUUUGUGAUUAUGAAAAUGUUUGAUAUCUUUAAUUUUAGCUCCUGGAAUAUGGGAGCAAUACUAUAAAAUUGCUUAAUAUUUUGAUCAGUGUGUUCAAUAAAUGCUGAUGUGGAUCAUC
This is a messenger RNA of Esox lucius (northern pike), 1973 nucleotides long. Its product is annotated as lactoylglutathione lyase. The record is from RefSeq and is a predicted model, not a curated record. NCBI's taxonomy places the organism in Eukaryota, Metazoa, Chordata, Actinopteri, Esociformes, Esocidae. Gene Ontology annotation, molecular function: metal ion binding; lactoylglutathione lyase activity. The transcript has 6 exons. Bases 158 to 709 code for a protein of 183 amino acids.